GCAUCCUCCGUUUGUAGUACAGUCUUUUGUUUCUUCUCGGUUUUCCACGUAUUUCCAGCUUAAUUUGCCAACAAGGCGUUUAUUGAGAGAACUUCCUACAGAUUUAUCAAAUCAUUAUUGUCAGUGAAGCGCCUAGCAUGCAACUGGUUUUCCUGAUUCUCUCUGCUCUUGCAGCUGCUGAUGCUUCUGCGAAAAUUCUUAUCGGCAAAUCCUUCGUGACCAAGUAUCCGGUUGCACAAAGAGAAAACGCAUUUGAAUAUCAGAUUAUCAACAUUGGCCUUUCUCCAGCUCUCAAGGUCGAGCUGUCUGAUCUCAAAUCUUUCCCAACUGACCGAUUCGAGAUUUUGAAAGGAUCUGCAACAGCAAGUUUUCCCGUCAUUCCUGCGAAUUCCACCAUCUACCAUCACAUUGUUGUCAUUCCUCGUGUUCCUCAAGCCAUCGAAGAUCACGAUGUUACCGUGAACUAUACUGAUUCCGAGACUGGCAAACGUGCGCGAACCUCUACAGUCUCGUAUGAUAAGAGAGGAUACACUCAUUUCUUCGCCGAAACUGCCAUGAGAAAAGUGGAAGGAGUCAAUUGCACACACUUCCUCGGAUUCGGAGCCAUCGCUUUUCCAUUGACUGCAAUCCCAGCAAUUCUCUACUGGAUCUCCAAACGUCGUUAUUCAAACAAAAAACAGGAUUAGCUUUCGAAUCGUUGUUUAAUUUUACUGGUUAUCAAUCUAUGGGUACACAUAUAAGUCAGCUUUAAAUUGUAUUUAUUAGCACCCGGUUGAAGAAUAAAAUAUUGUAGUUU
Caenorhabditis elegans is the source of this 796-nucleotide messenger RNA. It is a transcript of the gene K08F4.3, whose product is annotated as Translocon-associated protein subunit beta. Gene Ontology annotation, cellular component: endoplasmic reticulum membrane; membrane; endoplasmic reticulum. Lineage: Eukaryota; Metazoa; Nematoda; Chromadorea; Rhabditida; Rhabditidae. The record is from RefSeq and is marked reviewed.